AUGCUGAAGUCGGCCAAAAGCGUGGUGAGUGCAGUCGGUGCAUACAAGCAGCUACACAACAUGCAGCUCAAUGGGAUAGCUUCGGCUUCUCAUACCGUCACCAAUCUGAAAAGGUGGUCAGUCGCUGGCAAAGAGCUUCCUGGUGUGGCCCAAAUAAAGACAAUCCAUGUCUAUGACUUCGACAAUACCUUGUUUAGCAGUCCUUUACCGAACCCACAACUAUGGAGCGGAUCAACAAUCGGUUAUCUUCAGACCUACGAGGGCUUCGCUAAUGGCGGAUGGUGGCAUGACCAAAGUAUUUUAUCGGCAACUGGAGAGGGGGCUGAUGUUGAAGAGGCUCGAGCGUGGGCAGGAUGGUGGAACGAACAAGUGGUACAAUUAGUCGAACUGAGCAUGAAGCAAAAAGAUGCUCUGACUGUUCUCCUGACUGGGCGCGGCGAAGACAAUUUCACGGACAUUAUCAAACGCAUUGUCGCAAGUCGGAACCUUGAAUUUGACAUGGUCUGCCUCAAACCAGAAGUUGGGCCAAACGGUCAACAGUUUCCAUCUACUAUUUCAUUCAAGCAGUCUUUCCUCGAGUCUCUGAUAAGUACAUACCAUCAGGCAGAAGAGAUUCGGGUUUACGAGGAUCGAGUCAAGCAUGUCAAAGCAUUCCGUGAGUUCUUUGCAAAAAUCAAUGAUCGAUAUCUUCAAUCACAAGGCGAUAGAAAGCCAAUUACCGCAGAAGUCAUUCAUAUAGCAGAAGGCACCGUUCAUCUUGAUCCGGUUACAGAAGUUGCUGAAGUGCAAAAAAUGGUCAAUGAGCACAAUAGACGAUUCCAUGGUUCCACAACCAACUCCACAAAAUCUCCUUACGGAAGACUAAAAAUCAAGCGAUCCGUUCUCUACACAGGCUAUCUCCUCAACGAGAAGAAUUCAAACCGUCUGGUAUCGGAUCUUCUACAACCGUCAUUGCCCGCUGGUGUAGCAGAAGGUAAUGAAAUCAAGCCACUCGCUAAUAUCAUAAUGAUCACUCCGCGACCGGCACCAAAAUCGAUACUCAGAAAGGCUGGUGGUAUGGGAAAGAAGGUUAGCUGGCGGAUUACGGGCUUAGGUCACUGGGAUCACAAACUGUGGGCAGCACGUGUUGAGCCAGUGUCUGAGAAUGAUUCUUACUAUACUGAAACGCCUGUGCCCGUGGUUGUACUUGGAUUUCGAAAAGGUGCUCGACCAGUUGAUGCCAAUCGGAUUCAAAACUGGCAACCCGUAGAUCCGAAUAAUUCCCUUGUGUUCGACACCGUUGUUGGAGAGAGGGCUCUCUUGCGGGUGGAUGAAGACAGUUCAAUGGACGGUGAUUGGGAAAAUCAGUAUGGUAACAAAAACAACAAAAGACGCCAUCCAGCUGGUCGCCGAGAUGAUGAUAUGCAAGACUCGAUUAGGAACAUCCAGGACUCUAAUCCCUACCAAGCACUUAAUGAAAACAGCACACAUAUACGUGCCUAUCAUGGCGGUCGCAAUCAUGAUCCCAAUUAUAACUAUCGGGGUCGAGGUCGAGGAGGACGAGGCUCUGGUGCUGGAAGAGGGAGAGGAGCCUCUUCGCGCGGUGGUGGUCGUGGUCGGGGCCGCGGCGGCUCGACUAAUGACGGCGGUCGUGGUGGUUAUCAUGGCUAUCGCUCGCUCGAUGAGCAUCCAACUGGGUCAGACACUGGGACCGACUUUCGCAGCGGCCACAGCAGUUCCAACGGCGUCGUACAGUUGAUGGACUAUUGA
Molecule: messenger RNA, 1749 nt
Organism: Talaromyces marneffei
Lineage: Eukaryota; Fungi; Ascomycota; Eurotiomycetes; Eurotiales; Trichocomaceae
Exons: 4
Coding region: 1-1749 (582 amino acids)
Biological process (GO): rRNA methylation; box C/D sno(s)RNA 3'-end processing
Cellular component (GO): small-subunit processome; box C/D methylation guide snoRNP complex
Molecular function (GO): rRNA methyltransferase activity; histone H2AQ104 methyltransferase activity; RNA binding
Source: RefSeq, a predicted model, not a curated record